Messenger RNA from Sparassis crispa, 588 nucleotides. RefSeq lists its product as hypothetical. The record is from RefSeq and is a predicted model, not a curated record. The transcript is spliced from 5 exons. NCBI's taxonomy places the organism in Eukaryota, Fungi, Basidiomycota, Agaricomycetes, Polyporales, Sparassidaceae. Bases 1 to 588 code for a protein of 195 amino acids.
AUGGACUCGAAACCUCGCUCAGAGAUCCCCCUUGUCAUCGCCCUCCUCACCUCCGCGGCUUCCCCCGACGUCCAGAAGGAUGCUGUCCUCAGCUUCUUUGCCUCCGACGCCGGGUUCAAACAUCCCCUUUGCGCUAUCGACCCCGCCCCCGAUUCCAGGCAGGCCAUCCUGGCAGUCUACAGGUGGUACGGUGUCCUGAGCUCGAACGUAGAUGUCGAGAUCUCCACCAUCGUAUUCGACGAGCAGAAGCUCCUCCUAUUUCUCGAUGUCACACAGCAUUUUCACGUCCGCGGCAGCCCGUUCGCUCCGCACGUGGGUCGACUCACGAUAAAGCUCCGCCUGCGGGAGGAGCUUGACGGAAAGUACUGCAUCGCCUUCCAGGAAAACUUCUUCCACCCCGACGAAGCCACCGCCCUCGUGUUCCCCCUCCUCGCGCCCGUAAUUUACGUCUUUCUCGGGCUCGCGGCCCUCUUCUACGUGAUCGCCUCGAGCACUGCUGGCUUGUUGGGAAUUUGGAGCCCUGUGAGCAAGACGCGCCGACGUGGAGGGAAGAUGUAUCUCGAAGGACAGCUACAGACCGAGAUGUGA